AUGUGCUUACUAGCGAGGCGAAAUGGGCAAAUAGAGAUUGCUCGAAAGUCUCCUUCGCCCAGAUCGCAACGCCUCGCUUCGCCUCCCGCAACGUCACCGCAGCUGCCGCAAGAGAAGAAUCGCGACGAGGUGGUCGGACAAGAUGGAUUUGCACACACGCUCGGAGAAAGCGUGGGCAAUCCGCGGCGACGGGGCGGUGCAGACGAGCAAAUCCGAAGCCCGAACGGAGCGGCGAAAGGCUUGCGCAACGCACCUCGCGAGCCCGUCAGGUUUUGGCGCGAAUACGAGCGUCCAAUGUCCUUUCAGACUGACGGAGACGUAAUCUGCUUCUGGGGCUGGCCCAUGUUUGGUCCUCAGCCCCGGACCUUUCCCUCUGUGGCUGCUGCACACUUCGCAACGGGCCUUCUCAGCAAAGCUGCCAUCAUCGCCGGCGGCGUCUACCUCUACAAGCAGCACAAGGACAAGAAGCGUGCCGAGCGCACGUCCGAGCACCAUCGCUACACGGACGCGGUCGACCAGAAUACCCAGGACUAUCAGCCGCCCAAGUAUAACGACUAUCCAAGCGACCACAAGUCCCAACCGCAAGUGGACUACGCGAGAAAAUCAAAUCCUUCCUACGAAACGAUGAGCAAUGCGAACAUGUCUGGAGCCAAGUAUUAG
Molecule: messenger RNA, 660 nt
Organism: Verruconis gallopava
Lineage: Eukaryota; Fungi; Ascomycota; Dothideomycetes; Venturiales; Sympoventuriaceae
Exons: 3
Coding region: 1-660 (219 amino acids)
Source: RefSeq, a predicted model, not a curated record